CAUCGCAGCCCGGCCCACCUCGAACCUGAGCAGGCCUCCAUCAGUGGAAAACUGAAAUCACCUGUGUUAGUGUGCAGGGCCAGUGUGGCGCCAUUGUGACUUUAGACACACACGUUGGGUCUAGCCCGUUCCCGCUGAAGAUAUGGCCAGCAUAGACGUACUGAGCACCAGGUUUUGCUUUUAUGACAACAUGUACAGUCAGGAUAUACGAGAACAAAGCUUUGCUGACUGGCCGUUUAGGGAGGAAUGUAACUGCACCCCUGAGAAGAUGGCCAGGGCCGGGUUCAUCCACUGCCCCAGUGAGAAUGAGCCUGAUGUCGCCUGUUGUUUCUUCUGUCUGAUUGAGCUCGAAGGUUGGGAGCCAGAUGAUGAUCCCUGGACUGAACAUGUAAAACGCUCUCCUACCUGUGGAUUCUUAACCAUGAAGAAAGACUUCACUGAGCUAACUGUGGGGGAAUUCUAUGUCAUGGAGAAAAAGAGGCUAAAGGUCUUCCUUAGGAAAGUGUGUCAUAAGAAGAUGGCAUAUUUACGGGACGAAAUCGACCAAACGCUUGAGGGGCUUAAAUCUCAGUUUGACUCUGAGAUUUAAGGAAACUGCACACAGGUGUUACAAGAGCCUGUGGUUUUCACUCAGUAGUUCGAUGCAAUACCAGUUUGAAUCAAUAAAGUUUUGAGGAAUAUGA
Hippoglossus stenolepis (Pacific halibut) is the source of this 683-nucleotide messenger RNA. RefSeq names its product baculoviral IAP repeat containing 5b (gene birc5b). The coding region runs from base 143 to 589 and encodes 148 amino acids. The transcript is spliced from 4 exons. The record is from RefSeq and is a predicted model, not a curated record. Lineage: Eukaryota; Metazoa; Chordata; Actinopteri; Pleuronectiformes; Pleuronectidae.